This is a messenger RNA of Telopea speciosissima, 1347 nucleotides long. Its product is annotated as hsp70-binding protein 1-like. Gene Ontology annotation, molecular function: protein binding. Bases 79 to 1266 code for a protein of 395 amino acids. The record is from RefSeq and is a predicted model, not a curated record. Lineage: Eukaryota; Viridiplantae; Streptophyta; Magnoliopsida; Proteales; Proteaceae. The transcript has 6 exons.
CAAAACUAACUCGUUUUUGAAUCGAAGAGCGAAUUCCGUCUUUCUAUCUCUCUCUGUCUCUCUCCUCAGGGUUCAGUAAUGGCUAAAGAAGGACCCAACUGGGAAGGAUUGCUCAAAUGGAGCCUCGCAAACGCCGACGGAACACGGCCUCCUCGACAGUUGAGUGAGGAGGAUCGGAGAUGGUUCAUGGAAGCUAUGCAAGCGCAGACUAUUGAUGUUAUUCAGCGAAUGAAAGAGAUCACUCUUGUUAUGCAAACUCCAGAUCAAGUAUUGGAGGCUCACGGUGUUACUUCAGCUGAUAUUGAAGAUAUGUUAGAAGAGCUACAGGAGCAUGUUGAGUCCAUUGACAUGGCUAAUGACCUUCACUCAAUUGGGGGUUUGGCCCCUCUGCUUGGCCACUUGAAAAACUCCCAUUCUGGCAUUCGAGCAAAGGCUGCAGAGGUGGUUAGUACCAUUGUUCAGAACAAUCCCAAGAGUCAGCAACUUGUAAUGGAAGCGAAUGGCCUAGAACCUCUCCUCAAUAACUUCACUUCAGAUCCUGAUGUAACAGUCCGGACCAAAGCACUUGGGGCAAUAUCCUCCUUGAUUAGGCACAACAAACCUGGAAUUGCCGCAUUUCGACUGGCGAAUGGUUAUGCAGGACUGAGGGAUGCAUUGGGGUCAGAAAAUGUUAGAUUUCAAAGGAAGGCCCUCAACUUGGUCCACUACCUGCUACAUGAGAACUAUUCAGACCACAACAUAGUUACUGAGCUAGGAUUUCCUCGCAUCAUGAUGCACCUGGCUUCCAGUGAAGAUGCUGAAGUGCGAGAAGCAGCACUAAGGGGACUUCUUGAGCUUGCCCGUGAAAGGGGAAGUGGGAUCAGCAACAGCAGUUUGGUUGAAGACAAUGAAAAGUUGAAGCAAAUUCUGCAGGAUAGGAUCAAAGGUAUCAGUGUGAUGUCUCCUGAUGAUCUUGGGGCUGCUAAGGAGGAGAGGCAUCUUGUUGACUCCCUGUGGAAUGCUUGCUACAAUGAGCCUUCUUCUCUCCAAGAAAACGGUCUACUUGUUCUUCCGGGAGAAGAUGCACCUCCGCCAGAUGUUGCAAGCAAGUUUUUUGAACCUCCUCUUAGGGCUUGGGCUGCUGCAAACCCAUCGACAAAUCAAGGCUCCAAGAGUGCUAAGAAAGAGGCCCCGCUGCUCCUGGGGAUGGGUUCUCCAUCUACUACCACUCAAGUUGAGAGAAGUACAAACUCAGGUGGUGAUGCACCAGGGAAUCCACAAACAUGAAAAGCCUGGUAGAGUACAUUGGUAGCAACAAUGAAGUGCUAGAAACUGGUGUAUGAUAUUUGUUGUUUCCUCUCUUUUUAA